Messenger RNA from Ornithodoros turicata, 610 nucleotides. RefSeq lists its product as uncharacterized. The record is from RefSeq and is a predicted model, not a curated record. The transcript is spliced from 5 exons. NCBI's taxonomy places the organism in Eukaryota, Metazoa, Arthropoda, Arachnida, Ixodida, Argasidae. Bases 71 to 610 code for a protein of 179 amino acids.
GUGUAGACGAAAACGUUUCAGUGCCAUUGUCACGUGCAUCUCGCAAGUGAAGUGUUCUCUUCUAGCAAUCAUGCGGCAGCGUCUCUUAUCACCAGCUUCCCCCCGGCAGGCCUACGGGUCCGCGUCCCCACCGAGGCCAUCUUUCAUCAGCAGGUGGUUUAGCUACGGGGGGAAUCUUAAGCGCUUCCAACGAACCCCAGCAGAACGGAUGCUUUUGCGAUGGGUAGCCUGCUGGGUGAUGAUGGCAGCAGUAGCUACCAUCGUCAUGCUUUUUCUGCUGUUUCAGGUGAACAGCUAUCCAAUUUUGGACAAGAAUCUUGCAAACAUAAUCCGCCUGCAGCGUAAGCUCACACGGGAAGGAUACUCUGAUACGGAUGAAGUAUCAAAAACCAUCAUCAAAGCGGUUUCAAGUAAAAAUAUCGCGACUACCGUCAGGCAUCUAAUCACUGGUCUUCAUAGUGGGCUGCAUCAAGAUGAUCUGGUAAAAUACGUAAAGAAAACAUGGUUAAAGCAGGGCCUGGAUUCCGUGGAAGAGGUGUCCUUCAAAGUGCUUAUGAGCAUGCCGGACCCUACAAACGGUAACAAGUCUGACACCGAGCAGGUACUCUGA